This is a messenger RNA of Pecten maximus, 969 nucleotides long. Its product is annotated as integrin alpha-PS1-like. NCBI's taxonomy places the organism in Eukaryota, Metazoa, Mollusca, Bivalvia, Pectinida, Pectinidae. Gene Ontology annotation, molecular function: integrin binding. The annotation marks the transcript as partial. Gene Ontology annotation, biological process: cell-cell adhesion; cell-matrix adhesion; cell adhesion mediated by integrin. The record is from RefSeq and is a predicted model, not a curated record. Gene Ontology annotation, cellular component: external side of plasma membrane; integrin complex. The transcript has 7 exons.
UCAUUUCUAAAAUUUUUGUCAAUGAUAAUAUAUAUAAUAUAAACACAGCUUCAUAAUUGUAAUUGAUGAAAUUUGAAAGACACUUUUUCCCGUUUUCAGGUGUGUGCUCACAGAUAUACAACAAAUUAUGUGGGCAUAGGAACGUGUGUGACAUUGAACUCCGACCUUUCUGCCGACAAUGAGAGACGACCUUGCCGUGAUGAUGGGCUAGAGAAUGAAGGUUUAGCGUACUGUCAAGCUGGAACAUCAGGUGUCAUGAUGAAUGACGAGCGUGUCUUACUGGGAGCUCCAGGAGCUGUUGAUUGGACAGGUGGCUUGUGGACACAGUACACCGGAGACAAUAUCCGAGAGGACCUUUCAUGGUUCAGAUCACCGAUCUAUCUUAAGGAGGACACCCGCAAGCCACGCCCGAUCGACCUCACAUCUUACAUGGGAUUCUCUGUAACAUACGGAAGAUUUGACCCCAAUGGAGUGACCUUUGUGGGCGGGGCCCCACGAUCCGUCUCCAAGGGUCAAGUAGUUCUAUUCGUGAAAGAUAACAAGGGAUUGACAUACAGGGACAACCAGAUUCUAACUGGAGAGGAACCGUUUUCUGCCUUCGGCUACUCCUUGACAGCCAUCGACGUCAAUGAUGAUUCGUUUGAUGAUCUCAUCGUUGGUAGUCCUAUGUAUCUCGAGAAGGACCAAAGUAUUGGUGGUGCCAUCUACAUUUACAUGGGAAGCGACUCUGAAAUGAUUACCAAAGAUUCCGUGCCAAUUAAGAUUACAAGUCGUAAGAUGAGUGAAAGUGACUGUUUGAAAUUCAUGUGUAAGGAUGCUAGGUUUGGACACACACUGGCGAAGGCAGGGGACGUCAACCUUGACGGUUAUCAAGAUCUGGUGGUCGGAGCUCCGUAUGAGGGUGUUGAUAAGGGAGCUAUCUACAUCUUCCAUGGCUCUGCUGACGGUCUGAAGGAAACCUACGCUCAG